Rhagoletis zephyria (snowberry fruit fly) is the source of this 1347-nucleotide messenger RNA. Lineage: Eukaryota; Metazoa; Arthropoda; Insecta; Diptera; Tephritidae. The record is from RefSeq and is a predicted model, not a curated record.
AUGGCUGACAUUGAGAUGGCCACACUUCGUCCACACUACGACGAAGAUAGUGAUAAUGAUGGUGUUUGGACGGCAGCGGCCAUUGACAGCAUCAUCGGCAGCAACACUGGCAUCAGUAAAGAGGCGAAGAAUCAGGCAUGGAGCGAGACGGCGGCCAAGGCGAUCAGCGGCCAGCUGAAGACAAUCGAGUCAGAGGGCACGUGGAAGAGGGAGCGCAUCAUCACCGGCAGACAGGGGGCACACAUUCGCACGGCGGAAGCAGGUGACAGACCGGUGAUCAACUUCUGCGCAAACAACUACCUCGGACUUUCGUCUCAUCCUGAGGUGAUCGAAGCGGGCAUCAACGCACUGCGCUCACGCGGCGCAGGCCUCAGCUCGGUGCGUUUCAUCUGCGGCACCCAGGACAUCCAUAAGGAGCUGGAGGAGAAGAUUGCCCGCUUCCACGGCCGCGAGGACGCCAUCCUCUACGCCAGCUGCUUCGACGCCAAUGCGGGCCUCUUCGAGGUGCUGCUGGGCCCCGAGGACGCCGUCAUCUCCGACCAGCUGAAUCACGCCAGCAUCAUCGACGGCAUCCGCCUCUGCAAAGCGCAAAAGUUCCGCUAUGAGCACCGGAACAUGGCUCAGCUGGAGGCUUUUCUACAGCAGACGCAGCCGCCCACUGCGCGGACGCGCCUCAUCGUCACCGACGGCGUCUUCAGCAUGGACGGCAACGUCGCCCCGCUGCCGGACAUUGUCGAGCUGGCCCGGCGCUACGACGCCAUCGUCUUCAUCGAUGAGUGUCACGCCACCGGUUUCUUCGGUGCCACCGGUCGCGGCACUGAGGAGUUCUACCGCCUGCCCACCGGCACCAUCGAGGUGAUCAACUCGACGCUGGGUAAGGCGUUGGGCGGAGCAGCGGGCGGCUACACCACCGGCCCAAAGGAGCUGAUUGAGCUGCUGCGGCAAAAGUCUCGGCCGUACCUCUUCUCGAACUCGCUGCCGCCGCCGGUGGUGGCCACUGCCAGUAAGGUGUUUGACCUGCUGAUGGCGGACAGUUCACUGGUAGAGAGGGUGACGGAAAAUACGAAGCACUUUCGCGGCUCAAUGAAGGAGGCGGGAUUCAACAUUCUGGGUGAUGAACAUCCGAUUUGUCCGGUGUACGUCGGUGAUGCACGACUUGCCACAGCUAUGGCCGACGCCAUUUUCGAAAAAUACGGAAUCUACGUUGUUGGAUUCAGCUUCCCGGUUGUUCCCAAAGGCAAAGCCCGCAUUCGAGUGCAAAUCAGUGCGGCUCACUCAAAGGAUGAUGUGCAGAAGACGAUCGACGCCUUUGUGGCAGUUGGCCGACAGUUGAAUGUUAUCAAGUGA